This is a messenger RNA of Ambispora gerdemannii, 1989 nucleotides long. NCBI's taxonomy places the organism in Eukaryota, Fungi, Glomeromycota, Glomeromycetes, Archaeosporales, Ambisporaceae. The record is from the annotation of a GenBank genome assembly.
AUGGUUAUAAUGAUAGAAUUACCGACGAUAAAUAACGAUAAUAACAACAAAAGUGAUCUUGAUUGCACCCAAAGUACACUCGCCGAGAAAGUCGAAAAUAACGACGAUGAAAAAGAUAAUGUCGAAUAUAGUAAAAGCAAUUAUGAUACCGAAAAAACUAAGGUAGAGGAUGAUCAACAAGAAGACAGCGAAGAGAAUUCACCGAUACCAAUGGUGGCAGCGAUUCUGGGUGUUGAGCACGCAACACUAUCAGAAUUCUACUACUUUCGUCCAAACAAUGCCGGAUUCUCGUUGUUUUUUGUGUUGCUCGUGUCGUACGUGCUUGGACGAUGGAUGGCGAAAAUAUUGCCCAGUAAAAAUUAUAGAAUUUGGAGAUGGCAGUUUAGUUUUAAUCCAGGUCCAUUCAAUGUAAAAGAACAUGUUUGCAUUUGUGUGGCAACUGCUGCUGGUGGUGGAUCUGCUUAUGCUACGGAUAUUAUCGCGAUUCAAGAAUUGUUUUAUAAACAACAUGUUGGUUUCUUUAAAGGCAUCCUGUUGCUUAUCAGCACACAGAUGCUUGGAUACGGACUCGCUGGAUUUCUACGAAAAUACCUUGUACGCCCCGCAAACAUGAUUUGGCCAGCAAAUCUAGUAUUCGCAUCAAUGUACACCACACUACAUGGCAACGCAAAAGAAACCCGCGACAAACUCCGGUUCUUUGUGAUCGUGUUUUCGUCCGCGCCGGCCAGUGCGACGAUUAAAAAGUUGGGAAGUGGGUAUCAUGGUGUUGGAAUUCUGAAUUUUUCGUUGGAUUGGAAUGCUAUCGGGCAAUCGGGCCCAUUGUUUACUCCUUGGUUUGCGAGUGUCAAUUUGUAUGUUGGUGUGUUUAUAGGCGCAUGGAUUAUUGCACCUCUAGUAUAUUUUAAUAAUGUCCUCGAGGCCAAGAAGUUUCCAUUCAUUUCGACACAUCCUUAUGAUCAAAACGGACACAGAUACAAUCAAACAGCCGUGAUAGAUCCACACACCGGCUCACUAAACGUAACAGCCUACGAACAAAUCGGACCAGUCUACAUAUCUGCAGUAUUUGCCAUUGGGUACUUUUGGUCCUUUAUCGCAUUCACGUCUGCAGUGAGUCAUGUGGGUUUGUUCUAUGGUAAUGAAAUAUGGACGCGAUUUAAAGCUAGUAGGGCGGAAGAGAACGAAGACAUACACACGAGGAUGAUGAAGGUUUAUCAAGAAAUCCCUAAUUGGUGGUACGGUACAAUAUUUUUCAUUAUGCUUGUUAUUUCGAUCGUUCUUGGAUAUGUCACUGAGGCGAAUUUACCGUGGUGGGGAAUGUUGAUGGCUGUUGGGUUGGCUUGUAUUAUGGUAUUGCCUAUUGGUGUCAUUCAAGCUAUUUCAAACAACCAAGUAGGACUAAACGUUAUCACGGAAAUGAUAUGCGGAUACGUGCUUCCCGGUCGACCAAUUGCAAACGUGUAUUUUAAAUGCUAUGGGUACAUGGCAAUGUACCAGUGUCUUUUGCUUGUGUCGGAUCUAAAACUUGGUCAUUACAUGAAGAUCCCACCAAAGUCGAUGUUUGUCUCGCAACUAUGGGGAACGAGCGUAGGCUGUUUCGUUAAUUUCUGGGUCUUGAAAUUGAUUAUUUAUGCGAAAAGACCUUUCUUGGAUGGGACUUUACGUGAUCCGACUGGUCAGUGGACUGGUUACGCGUCGCAAGUAUUCAAUACUGCAUCAAUUGUAUGGGGAUUAAUUGGACCAGCUCGAACAUUCGGAUUGUUUGGAUUAUUUACACUGUUAAAUGAGGACCCAAAAGUCUGUGAAAAACACGGAAGCUUGUCGUUUGGAACGACAAUGUUGAAUGCUCCUACAAUUUUUCGAGAGCCAGAUAUUCUUGAACCAGGAACAGCCUUAUUAUCCAUCGUGUUUAUUAAAGAGAUUAGCGAAUUUUCUUCCAUCGAAGUGCCUCGUCAUACAAACCGAAAUUAUACAAUUUCCAAGCGUACUUAA